Messenger RNA from Aphis gossypii (cotton aphid), 2057 nucleotides. RefSeq lists its product as uncharacterized. Bases 1077 to 2057 code for a protein of 326 amino acids. The record is from RefSeq and is a predicted model, not a curated record. The transcript is spliced from 2 exons. NCBI's taxonomy places the organism in Eukaryota, Metazoa, Arthropoda, Insecta, Hemiptera, Aphididae.
AAAAUACAACCGACUCCUCGUCAUCGCUUUUAAAUGAGUAGCAGGACAUUUUUUCAAAAUUAAAUUAAUUUUAUUAAAAAAAAAAGUCUAGAUUGUAAAUCUGUUGAAGUAAACUGAAUAUACUGUAUCGAUGAGUCUCUUAUAUAUAUAUUAUAUAUAACCACUUCUACUCCUCCUCUUAAGUUUAAAAUAAUCAGUUCAGCUAAAACACUAACUAGAAUAAAAUUUGAAAGGUACGUCUUUUCAAUUCGAAAAAAUAGAAUGUAAUAACAAGUGCAAUUUGUAUCUAAAAGAAUGUAAUUGACUUCUACAUUUCAAUGUCAGAUUUGAAAGGUUAUAUACAAUUUAGCAAGGUACGUAAAUUUAGCAAGGUAAGAUUAAAAUUAAAUAAUUGGUGAUAGUAAACAUGAAAUAGAAACGUACCUAUAUUUUGGAGACUACGCCGCCCAAAUAGUUUAAUAUAAAAGCGGUUGUGGUAGUAUUAAGAAUUAGACAUACAGCUAGUUCAUAUGUAGAAAUCCUGCAUAUUACAUUACUUCAUUCCUGUUGCCCUAAGCUGAUAUUAGUUGGUUAGAUUUAGAAUAAUGAAUAUUAAUAUAUUAAAUAAUUGGAUUACGAACAUAGUUUAAAUAAUCGUUUAUAUAUAUAUAUAUAUAUAUAUAUACACAUAUAUUUUAAAGAUUAAAAAAUAUGUAUUUAAAUAAUUGGUUAUAGUAAAAUAUGAAAUAGAAACGUAUAGUCGAAUUUCCUGUUUACCAUGACACGCACGUAUAUUUUUGGGGGACUACUCCCAAAUAGUUUAAUAUAAAAUGGGUUGUGGUAGUAUUAAGAAUUAGACAAAGUUAAGCUUCACUUACGCAUAGACCGAUGACAUUGUUCUAUACUUAACAAUACAUCGAGCUUGCUUUUAUUAUAUUCAGUGAAUAAAUAACUUUAAUUUUAAAUUUCUUACACAUACGACAAAGUGGACUUCGUCGUUGAAUCGUGCUGAACCAUCUUCACCAAGACCGUUCACUACAACUAGAAGCCAGUAUAUUUUUUUUUCAAGCAUCUCCACGCUAACAGAAAUUCUCAUUAUGAACAGAAAUAUAAUAACAAAAAAACAGCGUAUGAACACGAUUGGAAGUGGACUUAUUGAAAUAGAAAGAUUUAGAAAAGGUUCAAAAACUUUCAUAAUUAAGAACUGUGAAAAUUAUAUAGAUUACAAAUUAUUUUUUAACUAUAUUUUACAUGAGUUAAUUUUAAAGUUAAGACAAUCGUGUAUUAAAACGUCGAUCAAAUUUAAUUUACACGUUGACGCUACUUACACACGUCCUAUAACACAUGAUAAACAAGAUGUGGCUUUUAAAACUUCGAAUGUUUUAGCAUGUAAUUCAUCCGAUUUCGCUAGUUUGUUAAACAUAAAGUUUGAUAAAAUAUUAGCUGAAGAAUCUGAAUUUAUUGCUAAAGGUUCAGGAUGGACACUUGUUUCAAUAGAUGGGUUACAGUUGAGAAUCAAUUUAGUAAAUCCAUUAAAAGGAGGUGCAUAUUUAGAUUUACCUAAAUUUAUACGAGAAAAAAAGGCUAUUAUAAACGUUAAAAAUAAAGAUAAAUACUGUUUUAAAUAUUCUAUACUAACCAAAUAUGAUAAGCGUUCUAAUAAAUCACGAUUUAACCAAAAAUAUUUUGAUUUUCUUGAAAAAAAGAGUGGGUUAGAUUUUAAAUGUAUUGAUUUCCCAACACCAAUAAAUCAAAUUAAAAAAUUUGAACGUUUAAAUAAUGUUUCAGUUAAUGUUUAUAGUUUAAAUAAUAAAGGUACUAUUUUCCCUCUAUUUAUAAAUAAUAAAGAAGAAAAAAAUCAUUUUGAUUUAUUUUUUGUCAAUAAUCAUAAAACAUCACAUUAUUGUUAUAUUAAAGAUUUUUCAAGAUUUAUUAGAAGUCAGAAAACUAAAAAUUGUUAUAAAUUAAUUAUUUGUAAGAGGUGUUUUACAACUUUUGGAAAUAAACCAUGUAAAAGUAAACUUUGGGGUGAAACAGGAUUAACUGAACAUAAAAAAUUUGUAGUAAGAAUAAAUUAG